Molecule: messenger RNA, 1629 nt
Organism: Ceratitis capitata (Mediterranean fruit fly)
Lineage: Eukaryota; Metazoa; Arthropoda; Insecta; Diptera; Tephritidae
Product: transforming growth factor beta-1-induced transcript 1 protein
Exons: 4
Coding region: 400-933 (177 amino acids)
Biological process (GO): positive regulation of integrin-mediated signaling pathway; cell-cell junction organization; cell-cell adhesion
Cellular component (GO): cell-cell junction; focal adhesion; cytoplasm
Source: RefSeq, a predicted model, not a curated record
GAAACGCGCAAAAACAAAAAAAAUCGCCAGCAGAUAAUUACAUGUAUGUACGUAUAUGUACAUGUGAGCCAAACGACGCUGAAGAGAGAUACAUAGGAAAAUUGUAAUAAAAAACAGUGCAACAAUAAAACUGUUAGCAACAACAACAACUAUUGUUAACCAUUGCUAACCAAACAAACAACGAAACGCGCAACAAGUGAAGUCCUUGACUUAGAAAAUUUUCAUUUACGAAUUUUCGUGUUUUGUUUUGUUGCUAAAAUACGUUUAUUUUGGCGGUAAAGAAAACUGUAUAAAUAAGUCAGGAGCAAGGAUAAAGAAAAGCAAGCGUUAGCAGCAGCAACAGCGCCAAAAGCACUUCGGUAAUUGUAGAAAGGAGUAACGCAUAAAGCAGCUUUCAAAAUGUCUGAAUCGGUUUGUCACAAAUGCAAUGAAAUCAUCACGAAACGCAUUAUAACAGCGCUCGGCAAGACUUGGCAUCCGGAGCAUUUUGCAUGCAAGGACUGCAACACACCCAUCGAGGAGGCCACAUUCAAUAUACAAGAUGGUGAACCGGUUUGCUCGAAAUGUUUUCUAAAACUCUAUUCAGGCACAUGUCACGGCUGUAAACAACCCAUAUUGGAGCGCACAAUCAAAGCACUCGGUCAGACAUGGCACGAGGAUUGUUUCGUCUGUGGUGGACCUUGUCAGAAACCCCUAGUGGGCACUUCGUUCUAUGAGCGCGACGGACGUGCCUACUGUAAGACAGACUUUGAAGAACUAUUCGCGGCACGAUGCGCGGGCUGUGCCAAGCCGAUAACAGAGAAUGCGAUUGUGGCGUUAAAUAAUAAAUGGCAUAGGGACUGUUUCAAAUGCAAGAAAUGCGCCAAUCCCAUAACGGCCAGCGUUUUUGCAGUGGAAGAGAAUAAGCCCGUGUGCACGGAGUGCUCAGCCUAGAAACAAGGCAGUGCGACAGUAAAACUCAAGUGUGUUGGAUAAUGUUUGAGCAAAGAGAAAUCGAGAAAGAAGUGGAAAGAACAGGAGAGAGCGGAAGAGAGUCGGAGAAUGAACUUUAAAUUACCUGAAAAUUUAGAUUUAAAAGGCAACUCAAAUAACAGAUAAAUACAAAAAAUAAUGCAAUUAAAAUAAUACACAAAGCAACAACGAAUGUAAACAACAAGAAAGCAUGUAAAUUUGCAAAUAUGUAGUUUGUGAAGUAAUUUUUUUUUAAGACUUUCUUCUAACACGCUGUGACGCUACUAAACAAGAAUCAAGUGGAAACUGCGCAAAUCCACGCUAAACAUUUUCAAAUUAACAGCACUUCAUAUAAGUAUAUAAAUAUAUGUAUUUCAAAUAUGUAUGUAUAUAAAAUCCUUAUGCUCAGACUUAAGGUCCACAUGCAUUCCAAUAUGCGUUCCACACGCCCGAACUCAACUCACCACCUCACUGAACGCUACUGCACCUAAACUGAAGACAAACUGCCGGACAGAUUAAGUAGUUGUUAUUGUAGUAUGGAUUUUUUGGAGAACACACACCCACUCAAACGAUCGGAUCGAUACUACGAACAUACUUAUGUACAUAUUAAAACCAAAACUGCAGGCAAAUUUAUUAUAUAAGAUUCCAUUUGCGUUUGAUGCGUUAAAAUAAUUUCAA